UUGUUGCUGUGCUUUGAGCACUAAAGUCUCCAGGUGUCAGUCGCAGGUAUUUGUACUCUGUGGCUGUCAGGAUGCAGCAAUUAUUAGCACUGAAGGUCCUCGGCACCACUUUGGUGCUCCUCAUGGUGGUUCCUUUGGUGUAUUCCCAGUCAGAUUGUUCUCAGGCUCAGUCAUGUGACAUGUGUGUCGGAGACUCCGUGCUCAACCUGACAGGCUGUGUCUGGAGGCUGUGUCCGGAUGGUAAUGAUACAAGCAUGUGUGUGGCUGACCAGGGUGAUGCAGCAGACAGUGGUAUGGCCUGCAGCUGGACCAAAGUGUCUGAGCUGUGCUCAGUUGUGGAGACUGUUGCCGUGGAAGGACGUGAAAGUGAGUCAGGUGAUGGAGGUAACUCCAAUUCAUCACCUCAGCUCUCUCAGGCGAAAUUCGACAUGUCCAGCUUCAUCGGAGGCAUCAUAUUGGUGCUGUGUGUGCAGGCCGGGGGCUUCUUUGCUAUGCGCUUCCUAAAAUCCAAAGAGCAAAGCAACUAUGACCCCAUAGAGCAGCCACAGUGAAGACGUGACGCCUGAAGGACGAGCAGACCCGGGUGGAGGACAUCACAGCAGUGACUCAUCAAGUUAUGACGACA
This is a messenger RNA of Salarias fasciatus (jewelled blenny), 625 nucleotides long. RefSeq names its product CD164 sialomucin-like 2 (gene cd164l2). Lineage: Eukaryota; Metazoa; Chordata; Actinopteri; Blenniiformes; Blenniidae. Gene Ontology annotation, cellular component: cytoplasmic vesicle. The coding region runs from base 72 to 551 and encodes 159 amino acids. The record is from RefSeq and is a predicted model, not a curated record. The transcript is spliced from 6 exons.